AUGGGGCGCUCCGGCGCGCUGUUGGCCAUACUGGCGCUCGCGGCCCUCGCGAGGUGCUUCGUACCGGCCGAAAUGGCGAGGGCCCCUCGGGACCGAGUGGCCCGAAGCGCGGGGGGGCUCAUCAACAAGCUGCGUGCCAAGAGCGGCCGCGCCAAGCCGGAGUUGCAGCAGGCGGAGGCCGCGCUGAGCUCCGCGCUGCCGCCGGGCUCCACGGCGCCGGCGCUGAGGGCGCGGUGCCACGAGCUGCUGAAAAGCAACCCAGAGAUGCUGAAAGCCGUUUCCAGCGCCUCGGACUUUCGGAUCUCAGUGAUGACGGAGGAGGAUGCCCAAGAUCUGGCAGACCUUCAGGAGGAGUGGUUCCCCAAGGAGUCCUGUCGAGGAGGUGCUCCUUGGUGCAAAGAGCUGUUGGCCCACGAGGGGGUCUUGGCUUUCAAGGCCACUUUGCCGCAGGAUGAGACCUCCGCCCCCGUGGGCGCCCUCGUCGCCCUGGCCAGUCGCGCGGCCAUCGAGGAGUUUGGGGGCGAGGCCACAGUCGACAACCUCAGGAAGGAGCUGACCAUCCCGAAGUUCAUACCUUGGGACAGCCCGGACCGGCGCUCUCUGGGCUAUGUGCUCAGCCUGGGCAGCGUCGGGGAGGUGCGGCGCCGGGGCCUGGGCGGCGCGCUGCUGCGCCGGGCCCUCGCCGAGCUGAAGCAGUCCGCAGGGCCGGCGCCGCUGAACCUGCUAGGUAAGGGGCCCAAAGACACGGCGCUUCACGUGGUGGCCUUACACCUCGCAGACUACAACCGUGUGGCGCGGGCUUGCUACGAGGGCUUGGGCUUUGAGAUGAUCAAGGAGGAGCCUGAGUCUUACGCCGGCGUGGGGCGGCGCACGCAUUCCUCGUUGCUGUAUGCUCUCUUCAUCGAGUAG
Messenger RNA from Effrenium voratum, 909 nucleotides. Lineage: Eukaryota; Dinophyceae; Suessiales; Symbiodiniaceae. The record is from the annotation of a GenBank genome assembly.